This is a messenger RNA of Fraxinus pennsylvanica, 465 nucleotides long. The record is from the annotation of a GenBank genome assembly. Lineage: Eukaryota; Viridiplantae; Streptophyta; Magnoliopsida; Lamiales; Oleaceae.
AUGAGGCAAGCCCCUCCUCAGGCAGAUUCCUCCUUGUGCUCCUCAGCCUACGGGGUAUUAGCAGCCGUUUCCAGCUGUUGUUCCCCUCCCAAGGCAGCCAUUGUAAUCCCUGAUGCUACCAACCAAUAUUUUUUGUCCUUUAAUGCAUCACCACCAAGGUCCGAUGGUGAAAAUCAGGACGAACGACCAAAAGUGGAUAAGUUGUUUUUAAAGAGAAAGGGAAUAGGAUCAGAAGCCAGGGCUGAAAUCACGGCUAAUGCAGAUGCAGACUUACAGUUGCUGGGGGAAGUUGAACGAGAAAGAUGGCUGCAAAAACAGAAAAGGCGCAGGCUUCAAGGACAGGAAGAUGAAGAUAACAGGUCUCGAAGUGGUGACUCGAACGACUAUGUGGUGCAUGACCCUCUUUUGGAGAAGGGAAAAGAGAAAUUCAACAAAAUGCAGGCCAGGCAAAAACGACGAGAAUGA